AUGGCGAUCCAGCGCGCGCCGCACCAGCAUUUCUACAUCUUUGGCAACUGUAAUAUGGUGCCAGACCACUAUGACGAGGCAGGUCCCCAUCGUCUCCUCUCCGGGUCCCAUCAUGCCUCGAGACUAACAAAGGGCAUCCAGUGGCAAGCAGCGUACGACAAGCUCGCCGAGCACGUCAUGGCCAACGAGCCCGACACGCUCACCUACUACUUCGGCCUGCCCCUAGAGUACGCCGCCAACCCCAGCGCGACACCCUCCAUGCUCGCCUUUGAAGCCUAUGCCACCCGCGCCGCCCUGUACGAUGUUCACCUCCAAUCCAAGCCCAUGCAGGAGGGCUUCCUCCCCGUGGCGAGCCGCACGAUGAGCACGGGACUGGAUCUGACGCACUAUGAGGCCGUCGAGGGUAGCUUCCUCGAUCGGUCAGGCUACAAGACGGAGUGCGGCAUCAUCCACGAUGUACAGAUCACGUGCACAGGCCCCGAGGCGAGGAAGAGUCUCGUCGGCGCACUCACGCUGUUCUGCACACUUGUCAACGAGCGACAAGGUCCGGCGGGCGAGGAUGGCGAGGUGCUCUCGUUUCUGGGCCUCGUGUCGCUGGACAACGAGACAGGGGCGCGCCUCUUUGCGCGUUAUACGUCGCGCGAAGCCUGGGAGAGGUGGCUGCGUGAGACGCUCGUGACAAAGUUCUGGGAGAGCGUCAAGCCAUAUAUCUCGAGUGUCGAUGCGCGACCGUACGCACCCAACGGCAAGGGAUGGCUAUGGAAGUGA
This is a messenger RNA of Emericellopsis cladophorae, 768 nucleotides long. RefSeq lists its product as uncharacterized. The transcript has a single exon. The record is from RefSeq and is a predicted model, not a curated record. Lineage: Eukaryota; Fungi; Ascomycota; Sordariomycetes; Hypocreales; Bionectriaceae. The coding region runs from base 1 to 768 and encodes 255 amino acids.